GUCGUUCUUUCUGUACAGACUUCUAGCUCAUGCCUUGAUCAGUACCGUUUGCACCUCGAUAUGGGUGAUCACAAGGUUGAUGAGAAGGCGCUCGAAGGCCUUGGCGCGACUGCCAACGCGCCCCUGCAACCCCAGGAUCCAACAAUCGACUCCAAGCACAAUGCUGAUAUCGAAAAGGGCUCAGGCUCUGACAGCGAGGAUGCCACGGAUGUUCCGACGACGAAGGACGAGGAGAAGGAGUCUUCUGGAGGUCUGAAGGACUACUGGCGCGUCUUUUCUUAUGCAGACAAACAGGAUGUUGCUUUCUAUCUCGUUUCCCUGGGCUGUGCCAUCGCUUCUGGCGCUGCUCUACCAUUGAUGACCCUCAUUUUCGGUCAAUUCACGACAGACUUCAACAACUUCACGACUGGUGUCAAUACGCCUCAGCAGUUCCGUGACAAGGUCGACAGCUUCGUCCUUUGGUUUAUCUAUCUCUUCGUGGCUCGGUUAGUUCUCGCAUACAUCACGACUGUUCUCAUCAGCAUAGCCGCAACUCGGACAACGCGAAAUCUGCGUCAGGCAUUUCUCGAGAAGACUCUUCGCUUGGAGAUCUGGCAUUUUGACAAAGCCGGUGGUGGAUCUGCUGCCACCCAGGUCACUACAAAUGGCAAUCGCAUUAAUCAAGGAAUCGCAGAGAAACUUGCCUCGCUCAUUCAGGGUUUCUCGCUAUUCUUUUCGUCCUGGAUCAUCGCACUCUCAGUCCAAUGGAAGCUUGCCUUGAUCUGCAUGAGCAUCAUACCUGCCCUGUUGAUCAUCAUUGGAACCUGUGUUUCUAUUGAUGCGAGGCAAGAAGGAGAGAUUACCAAGAUCUACUCACAAGGUGCUGUCUUAGCACAAGAUGCUAUUUCUUCGAUCCGGACCAUCUACGCAUUUGGUGCACAGGAGAAGAUUGUGAAGAAGUGGGAUGAAUAUCUGCAACGCGCACACGACAUCGGUUUCUGGAAAAGUCCCAACUAUGGCGUGCUGUUCUCCACUGAGAACUUCCUCGUCUUCAGCGCCACAGCACUUGCUUUUUGGCAAGGCUACAGAAUGUUCAGCUGGAACGAGAUUGAAGAUGUCGGCACCGUUUUCACAGUUGUGCUCAGUGUGGCUAUUGGCACGACCUCACUCUCCAUGAUUGCGCCGCAACAGCAAGCCAUCGCGAACGCCGCUAGUGCUGCUCAUGAGCUUUUUGAGACCAUCGACAAGAAGUCGCUUCUCGACCCGCUUGCCACGACUGGAAAGCAGCCAGCAGACUGCAAUGGUGAGAUCGAGGUGAAAGGCUUGACCUUUACCUACCCAGCUCGGCCAACUGCUCAGGUUCUGCAUGGGCUCAACCUGUCGAUUCCAGCAGGCAAGACGACAGCACUUGUCGGUCCCUCCGGAUGCGGCAAGUCUACACUCAUUGGCCUUUUGGAGCGAUGGUAUGAGAAGACCGGUGGUUCCAUCUUGCUCGAUGGCACCGAGCUCUCUGAGUACAACACCAAGUGGUUGCGAAGUAACAUUCGCCUGGUGCAGCAAGAGCCGGUACUCUUCCGCGGAACUGUCUACGAGAAUGUCGUCAAGGGUCUGGUCGGAGAACAAUUGAGCCUGCCGGACGAGAAGAAGAGAGCACUAGUCGAAGAUGCGUGCCGACAGGCGAAUGCUCACGACUUCAUUACAGAGCUGCCCGAAGGCUACGACACACAGGUCGGCGAGAGAGCCUCCAUGUUGAGCGGUGGCCAGAGACAGCGCGUCGCUAUUGCACGAAGUAUCAUUUCCGAUCCCAAGAUUCUCCUCUUGGACGAAGCUACUAGCGCCCUCGACCCUACAGCGGAACGAGUUGUGCAAGCUGCAUUGAACAAAGUCUCCAUCAACAAGACGACCUUGAUAAUUGCACACAAACUCGCAACAGUCAAGCAGGCAGAUAAUAUUGCCGUCAUGCAAUAUGGUCGACUGGUCGAGCAAGGAACUCACAAAGAGCUCAUCGAAGCAGGUGGUCAAUAUGCCGCAAUGGUUCGAGCCCAAGACUUGGGUGCCAAAGAGGAGGGCGAAGCCGAAAUUAUGGACGAAGACGACGAAAAUCGGGCUGAGCGACAAAUGUCGUUGCAGCGCACCAAGACUGCAGGUGCCUCCACCAGUGCGGAACGUAAGCUCAAGACUCUUACAUCAGGCACCUUGAAUUACUCUCUGAUCAAGUGCAUCUGGAUCAUGUUCGCUGAGAACCCAAAACUAUAUUGGUGCUACGCCAUCUCACUCUUUGGAGCAUUCAUCGGCGGAGGCGUGUAUCCAGCACAAGCUAUUCUUUUCUCGAAGCUGAUCAAUGUUUUCACUCUCACGGGCUCCGAAGGACAAUCGGAAGCAAACUUCUACUCUCUGAUGUUCUUCGUUCUGGCCUUGGCGAGUGUUGUGGCAUACUUUGGCAUCGGCUGGUGCUGCAAUGUCAUUGGACAGGAAGUCACCCAUCGUUACCGCAAGGAGAUGCUCGAGAGGUACAUCAGCUUCGAUCAGGACUUUUUCGACAGGCCGGAGAACUCCAGUGGCGCUUUGACUAGCAAGCUCUCUUCGGUUCCGACAGCAUUGAUGGAGCUCAUCAGUGCCAACGUCAUGCUCAUGUGCAUCGUGCUAGUCAAUGUUAUCGCGUCGAGCAUCCUCGGUAUCGCGUACGGCUGGAAGCUCGGUCUCGUCGUUGUCUUCGGUGGAUUGCCUAUUCUCAUCGGCUCAGGCUGGAUCAGAAUUCGAAUGGACCAGAAACUGGAAGCUCAAGCAAACGAUCGCUUCGCAGACAGCGCAGGACUUGCAACAGAGGCGGUGACCUCCAUUCGAACCAUCUCCUCUCUGACCUUGGAACAGAACGUCAUGGCCGAGUACACUGACGCUAUGUCCGACAUUGUUAUGAAAGCCACAAAGGGCUUCAUCGUGACAAUGGUCCCGUACGCACUCUCCCAAUCGCUUGAGUUCCUUAUUCUGGCCCUCGGUUUCUGGUAUGGUUCCCGUCUGGUCGCUAGCUACGAAUACACUACCGAGCAGUUCUUUGUAGUGUUCAUUGCCGUGGUGUUCGGUGGGCAGGCUGCAGGUCAAUUCUUCGGCUACAGUACAUCUAUCACGAAGGCUAGAGGUGCCGCGAACUACAUUCUCUGGCUACGCACCAUCACACCCUCUAUCGGCGAGACCCCAGAAAACAAAGACGUUGGACCUUCUGGCGAGGGAGCCAUCGCCAUGGAGGAUGUUGACUUUAGAUACAUCCAACGACAUGCCUCGCGAGUGCUUCGCGGAAUCAGUCUUACCAUUCACCCAGGACAGUAUGUCGCCUUUGUCGGCCCAUCUGGUUGCGGUAAAUCGACGCUAAUUGCUCUGAUCGAGCGAUUCUAUGAUCCUUACACAGGACGGAUCACAUUGAAUGGAGACGACAUCUCAAAGAUGUCACCCAAAGCUUACAGAAAGUACAUGUCUUUAGUGCAGCAAGAGCCUCCACUCUACCAAGGCUCUGUUCGGGAGAACAUCUCGCUUGGACUGGACUACGAACCUUCAGAUGAGGAAGUAAACGAAGCUCUACGACAAUCGAACGGGCUGGAGUUUGUGUCGAGUCUUCCAGAAGGACUCAACACCCCUUGUGGCAGCAAAGGCCUUCAAUUCUCUGGCGGCCAACGUCAACGCAUAGCAGUGGCUCGCGCCUUGAUCCGUAAACCACGUCUCCUUCUCCUCGACGAAGCUACAUCCGCCCUUGAUACACAGAGUGAGCGCGUCGUUCAAAAAGCUCUCGACGAAGCGGCAUCGAGUCGCACGACAAUAGCCGUGGCUCAUAGACUGAGCACGAUCCGGCACGCGAACGUGAUCUUCGUGGUGGCGAAUGGUAGGAUAGCUGAGAUGGGUACGCACGAGGAACUACAGGCCUUGAAAGGAAGAUACUAUGCCAUGUGCCUGGCACAGUCGCUGGAUCAAGCAUAAAAGUCGCAGUUUUUGCAUUUACGGCAGUUUCUACAAAUGGCAGCGGAGAGAAAAGACUCGGCUCAAUUUAUGAUGAUAAUGUACGAUCAAGGAUGUACGAG
This is a messenger RNA of Cercospora beticola, 4046 nucleotides long. RefSeq names its product ABC transporter ATP-binding protein. Gene Ontology annotation, molecular function: ATP hydrolysis activity; ATP binding; ABC-type transporter activity. Gene Ontology annotation, biological process: transmembrane transport. The record is from RefSeq and is a predicted model, not a curated record. NCBI's taxonomy places the organism in Eukaryota, Fungi, Ascomycota, Dothideomycetes, Mycosphaerellales, Mycosphaerellaceae. Gene Ontology annotation, cellular component: membrane.